UCUUGACAAGGUCUUGUUGCUCUGGGUAUAUCAACCAGGAAGAGUCAACACCAAACCGAAAGUACUUCCCAGCCUGGUGAAUAUCGGGGUGAGGCGAUGGAUUUCUUGUUUAUCAAUAGUGAUUACGCAUGAAAGUUCACACCUCUAGUAAGAAAGACGAUGGCCACGCCCUCCUCCUGGGCACAAGACAUCAUCAGCUGUGACCUUUGUGAUAACCCCACCCAGCAAUUCUGUAACAGCUGUCAAGUCAGUUUGUGUGUGGAUUGCGUUAGCAAACAUGUGGGAAAGUUCAAGUCCCUGGCGCAUGACCUCGUUCCGUUCACAAAGAGAAAAAUAAAGCUUGUUUUUCCUGAUUGCGAAAUCCACCCCAACGAAAUAUGCGAGGCCCGCUGCAAAAAAUGUGAUGUUCCAGUUUGUCUGAAAUGCAUGCUCGAUCCCCAUAAUGGACACAGAUAUGAAGACAUGUUUGAUAUUUUCCAGAAGAAGAAAAAAGAUAUUGAAAAAGAAACCCAGGAAAUUGAAUCCACUAUUAUCCCUCAGUAUGAAGAGAAAAAUGAAGAAACAGAAAACAAGCUAUCCAUUGCAAUAACCGAAUAUUGCGAAAUGGACAAAGAGAAAGAAAAACACAGAGAAUAUUGGCAUCAAGAAGUAGACACCAUUUUCAAUAAGCUCGGUUCUUUGCUCAAUGCUAUGAAAGAGAAUCAACUGGCUGUUCUAAAAUCCCACCAAUCCAAAAUAAAAAAUCGAAUCCCAGACAUGACCCAAACAGUUCAACAAAACAAAGAAAUUCUAAAGUCAAAAAACGUGUCUGACGUCACCAACUACAAAUCCAAACUCGAGGAAUACAGGAACAUGCCUGCCGAUAUUGAUGUCAAAAUACCGUCACUGAAAACCAACACAGUCCAAGGGAGAGAACUCAGUCUGGAAUUAGAAGAAUACAAGGCUACACUUCAACAGAUAUCAUUAUCCGGUCUGACAGAUGAUGUCAAUAAAUCCUCAAUAAGAAAGUUAUUGGACAGAGCCAGAGUGAUUGCCACCAUUCCUACUGGAGUUAACCCUCUACACAAUGUUGCAUGUAUUGGAGUAGACGAAGCUUGGGUUAGUGGUAAAGAUGAAACCAUAAGACGUGUUGACAUACACGGGUCUGUACGGGACACUGCCACAUGUAAAAACUUCCCUAAUGGCAUCACAGUGACCAGACAGGGAGAACUGGUAUACAGUGAUGGUCCCGAUAGAACUGUGAACAUUGUCAGACACGGGAGAACAGAGACACUAAUGACCACACCACAGGGCUGGUUUCCAAGCAAACUAUGUUGUACUAAAUCAGGGGACAUCCUGGUCAGUAUGUUUACUACUGAUAAAAGCCAACGUAAAAUUAUCCGUUAUCAGGGACACACAGUGAAACAGGAAAUAGAUAGAGAUGAAGAUGGAGAACCAAUCUAUAAAGGAGGGGAAUAUGGACUAUAUAUGAUGGAGAACAACAAUGGAGACAUAUGUGUCUGUGAUCGUAAUGCUAAGACCGUGGUAGUGGUGACCAAAUCAGGAAGAGUCCGAUUCCGAUACGACGGUACACCAAGCAGGAUGGAUUCAUUUAAUCCUGUACAUGUAGUGACAGACUCCAUGAAUCAGAUCAUUUUGGCAGAUUACAACAAUGACUGUCUACACAUCCUGGAUCAGAACGGACAGUUCCUGAGAUGUGUGGACAAUUGUGGACUAGGUGAACCUCAUGGACUGAGUGUGGACAGUGAGGGGAGGUUGUGGGUAGGGUUACUUGAUUCAGGAAAAGUGAAAGUGAUUCAGUACAUGAAAUAAACACAUAUAUACAGACAUAAGAUAAUGGCAGAGUUGAUACAGUGCUCUUGAUAUCUAAAUAUGUAAUCUUCAAUGUUAAUAGAUUAACGAUAUAUCUAAGUGAUAAUGUGUUGUUUGUGUAAAAUGUAAUAUUUAAGAAAUGUAAUAAAUAUUACAGUGUAAUAAAAA
Ostrea edulis (European flat oyster) is the source of this 1980-nucleotide messenger RNA. RefSeq lists its product as uncharacterized. The transcript is spliced from 2 exons. Gene Ontology annotation, molecular function: protein binding; ubiquitin-protein transferase activity; zinc ion binding. Lineage: Eukaryota; Metazoa; Mollusca; Bivalvia; Ostreida; Ostreidae. Gene Ontology annotation, cellular component: chromatin; nucleoplasm. The coding region runs from base 160 to 1812 and encodes 550 amino acids. Gene Ontology annotation, biological process: positive regulation of DNA-templated transcription. The record is from RefSeq and is a predicted model, not a curated record.